This is a messenger RNA of Echinops telfairi (small Madagascar hedgehog), 4712 nucleotides long. RefSeq names its product EFR3 homolog A (gene EFR3A). Gene Ontology annotation, cellular component: plasma membrane. NCBI's taxonomy places the organism in Eukaryota, Metazoa, Chordata, Mammalia, Afrosoricida, Tenrecidae. The transcript is spliced from 23 exons. Bases 106 to 2571 code for a protein of 821 amino acids. Gene Ontology annotation, biological process: protein localization to plasma membrane. The record is from RefSeq and is a predicted model, not a curated record.
GCCCUUCUACCCGUCCGGCGUCCGCGGCCCGCUAUGGUGCUGCCGGCCCGCCCUGCGAGGCCCCGCUGAGUGCUGGUGCGGCGGCGAUCGCGCCUCGGGGUCACCAUGCCCACCCGAGUAUGCUGCUGCUGUUCUGCUUUGCGCCCUCGUUACAAGCGCCUGGUGGACAACAUAUUCCCUGAAGACCCCAAAGAUGGCCUCGUUAAAGCUGACAUGGAGAAGCUGACAUUUUAUGCAGUAUCAGCUCCCGAGAAACUGGAUCGGAUUGGGUCUUACCUGGCGGAAAGAUUGAGCAGGGAUGUUGUGAGGCAUCGGUCCGGGUAUGUCUUGAUUGCUAUGGAGGCGCUGGACCAGCUGCUUAUGGCUUGUCAUUCUCAGAGCAUCAAGCCAUUCGUAGAAAGCUUUCUCCACAUGGUGGCAAAACUGCUGGAGUCCGGGGAACCAAAGCUUCAAGUGCUUGGAACGAACUCUUUUGUCAAGUUUGCAAAUAUUGAAGAAGACACCCCCUCCUAUCACAGGCGCUAUGACUUCUUUGUGUCUCGAUUCAGUGCCAUGUGUCAUUCCUGCCACAGCGAUCCAGAAAUACGAACAGACAUCCGAAUUGCUGGAAUAAGGGGCAUCCAGGGAGUGGUUCGAAAAACAGUUAAUGAUGAGCUUCGGGCUACCAUUUGGGAACCCCAGCAUAUGGAUAAAAUUGUGCCGUCCCUGCUGUUUAACAUGCAGAAGACCGAAGAGGUGGACAGUCGACUAGGCCCUCCUCCUUCUCCUUCCACAGUAGACAAAGAAGAGAACCCCUCUGUGCUGGCAGAAAACUGUUUCAGAGAACUGCUAGGCCGAGCUACUUUUGGGAAUAUGAAUAAUGCUGUUCGGCCCGUCUUUGCGCACUUGGAUCAUCACAAGCUGUGGGAGCCCAAUGAAUUUGCAGUUCACUGCUUUAAAGUCAUCAUGUACUCCAUUCAGGCUCAGUAUUCUCACCAUGUGAUCCAGGAGAUUUUAGGGCACCUUGAUGCUUGUAAAAAAGAUCCACCCCGGGUUCGAGCAGGUAUUAUCCAGGUUCUGUUAGAAGCUGUCGCCAUUGCUGCCAAAGGUUCCAUAGGCCCCACGGUCCUGGAAGUCUUCAACACUUUACUGAAGCACCUGCGUCUCAGUGUGGAGUUUGAAGCCGGUGACUUACAAGGGAGCUCUACGGGCAGUACCGCCUUGACCACAUGUUCCAAAGACAGCGAUGAGAAGAUCGUGCAGAACGCUAUCAUCCAAACCAUAGGGUUUUUUGGAAGCAACCUACCAGAUUACCAGCGGUCGGAAAUCAUGAUGUUCAUUAUGGGCAAAGUGCCCGUCUUUGGGACCUCCACGCACACUCUGGAUGUCAGCCAGCUUGGGGAUUUGGGGACCAGGCGGAUUCAGAUAAUGCUGCUGCGAUCGUUACUUAUGGUAACCUGUGGAUACAAAGCCAAGACCAUUGUCACUGCACUGCCUACGUCUUUUCUGGACCCUUUGCUGUCUUCCUCACUCAUGGAAGACUAUGAACUCAGGCAGCUGGUCUUGGAAGUCUUGCACAAUCUCAUGGACCGCCACGAUAACAGGGCGAAGCUUCGAGGGAUCAGAAUAAUACCAGAUGUGGCCGACCUGAAGAUAAAAAGAGAAAAAAUUUGCAGACAAGACACAAGUUUUAUGAAAAAGAAUGGACAGCAGCUGUACCGGCAUAUCUAUUUAGGCUGCAAAGAGGAAGACAACGUUCAGAAGAACUAUGAGCUGCUCUAUACAUCUCUUGCUCUUAUGACUAUUGAAUUGGCCAAUGAAGAAGUGGUUAUUGAUCUCAUUCGAUUAGCCAUUGCUUUACAGGACAGUGUGAUUAUCAAUGAGGACAAUUUGCCCAUGUUCCAUCGCUGUGGGACCAUGGCCCUGGUGGCGGCAUACCUGAACUUCCUAAGCCAGAUGAUUGCUGUCCCUGCCUUUUGUCAGCAUGUUAGCAAGGUUAUUGAGAUUCGAACUAUGGAGGCCCCCUACUUCCUCCCAGAGCACAUUUUCAGAGAUAAGUGCACGCUGCCGAAGUCCUUAGAGAAGCAUGACAAAAGUCUGUAUUUUCUGAGCAAUAAGAUUGCGGAGUCUCUUGGUGGCAGCGGGUACAGUGUGGAGAGGUUGUCAGUCCCAUACGUGCCACAAGCUAAAGACGAAGAUCGACUUUCUAGAAGAAAAAGUAUCGUGGACACUGUCUCCAUUCAGGUGGACAUUCUGCCCAGCAGCAACCAUUCUGAUGAUGUGGUUAGUAACACCGAAGAAAUCACCUUUGAAGCGCUGAAGAAAGCAAUCGAUACCAGUGGGAUGGAAGAGCAAGAAAAGGAGAAGAGACGUCUUGUGAUAGAGAAAUUCCAGAAAGCCCCAUUUGAAGAACUAGCAGCACGGUGUGAAUCCAGAGCACAUUUGCUGCAUGACAGACUUGCUCAGAUCCUGGAACUCACCGUACGCCCUCCACCAAGUCCAUCAGGAACUCUGACCUUGACUUCUGGGCAUGCCCAAUACCAGUCUGUCCCUGUCUACGAGAUGAAGUUCCCAGACCUGUGUGUGUACUGAGGGAGGCACAAAGGACUCAGCAUCGAGUUUGACGGCCUGGGAGGGAUGGUCACGCUGAGCUCCAGGCUCGACACACCGCAGACUGACAGCCUCAUGGACAACCACGACGGGACUCCCUCACCAGUGCUCUGCCACCACACUGGACGUGUGGGAAGGAUAUUUGAGGUUCCAGUCGGUUUUUAAGUGAGCAUAUAUAUUAUUAGUCUUACAUUAUUCCAUUGUUAAACAGUAUAUUUUGUUAAACUUUUCACAAACUUUUUUUUAAAAAUAAGCCUUCAUUGGAUUAAAAAUGUAUGAAGUGACUACUGUAUUCCUUCCAUGUCUGCACAGCUGCUUAGACAUAGAGUUGCUUUGUGGCCCUCUCAGGGAAGAGCCGGUGCACACGUCACACACACUUGGCCCCGUGCUGCAUAACGCACGUGGCUUCCGCCCCACACCGUAGGGCAUUUCUGCCACUGACGGUGGGCAUUCCAGACAUCUGCGGGCUGCUGCCCCUAACUAUGCCCCUAGGAAUCGCCCCGCUCGAAGGCCCCAGUUUCUUGUUAUCCUGGUUCCUGUCCAGCCUUUUCCUUGUGGCUCGAGAGGCUUAGCACUUCCUCUCAGAGCACCAGCCGUGCAAUAUGUUUACAUCCUAAGAUGUAUUAGUUUACAGGCUACGCUGUGAAAUGAUAGUCGUAUUUUGCUGUGGCUCCAUUAAUAAAGUGAGAUAUUUAGUAUAGAAACUAGACAUUUUAAAACAGCUACUAGUUCACCUGUGAAGGGCCUGCACAUUUCUCUUACACUAAGCACAUUAAUUUACAUGCUGACGCCGGGCGCAGUUUUAAAUCCGUAGUCAGAGGUUUCCCCGUUAGGCUUUUCAUUUGUGAAGACGGAACGGUGACGAGCACAAGUCUGGACAGGGUUAGUGAUGGCACGUUCGGAAAGGCCUGUGGUUGGAGCACUAGAGUUUGCCAGGCCUUGUCCGCCCUCCCCAGGGAGUGUGGCUGCUGUCAGCUGCAGCUUCCAGAGCGCUCCCCCUGCAUUGGCCGCCCCGGCACCGGGAAAGCGAACUUCCCGUAGGCCUCCGAAAGUUCCCUCGAGGCAUUAUUAUAAAGUCACUAGUUCAUCAUUUGAUCUUUCCCAAUAAGAUGUCUUUCUGCAUAAAAUAAUUUUAAGCAUUUAACAAAUUCCAGCUUAAAAAAAAAGCAAAACCGAAGUUCCGUUUUGGGCUUUUGUUGUUGUUUGGGAAAUUGCAUUGACAAAUAGGAUGCUUUAGCUCUGGGAUGAUGAUUACUUGCCAUGCUUCAUAGAAACAGAAAUGGAAGGAGAUGGUCACAGAGCACGCUUGCUCUGAGUUUUUACUAUUUCAGCCAAAGUACCCUGUUCCCUAGAAGCGCCUUAGAGGGGCGUCUUACCACCUGAACCUGGGAAUGACCCGGUGCCUGGCUGCUCAGUAACUGUGGACGGGGAGGUCCUGUGUGCAGAGCGCAGUGCAGUCACCGCCCAGGGCACUGUCACGUCGCAUCACAUCCUGGUCGGGUGAAAUGUGUCACCAGCUCACAGGACGAGUUUUGUUUCUCUGUUUCUCUUUGGUGUGUUUAAAGGAGCAUAUUAAUUUUUUACUGUUAAUUUUUUUAAAUCUAAGCAGGGGGACAUGCAAAAACAAUCACCAUCCAGUUGGAUGUCAUUUUAUAGAUGACCACUGUGUGCUUUUGUAAGACAAAUAUCCCUAAUUUAGUAACAAGGAAAGUCCUGUGCUCGUUUGCACUCGUGCAAAACCCCAACUUGUCUCUUAGAAAAUGCCGUUUCUCUGCGGUUUAACAACGCAUGUGCUGCACGCCAGGGAAACCAGUGUCCUCGCUGUCACUCCCACCGCCCUUGGUCCUGUGUGGGCUGUUCCUCAGUGACUUGAUUGGUGGGUUUAAGUCGCAGUAGACUUCUGUCUGCCCUGGGUCCUGUUGGCAGUGAUCCCUGAGAAACGAAUCUCCCUUUGACUUCUCCCUAACAUGAACACAGGCAAGUCUGCAGGAAAUUGAUAUGCAUACUGUAUUGUAUCCGGUUUGGAUUUUAAAAGUUUUAGAUUUGUUAAAGUUCACUGUACUGCUUUAUUUUCAUAGCUAUUUAAAAUCUUAAUAAACUGUUAAUCAUUCUUACGCUGCAAA